This is a messenger RNA of Drosophila serrata, 1901 nucleotides long. RefSeq names its product Cell division cycle 42 (gene Cdc42). The record is from RefSeq and is a predicted model, not a curated record. Gene Ontology annotation, molecular function: GTP binding; GTPase activity. NCBI's taxonomy places the organism in Eukaryota, Metazoa, Arthropoda, Insecta, Diptera, Drosophilidae. Gene Ontology annotation, biological process: small GTPase-mediated signal transduction.
CAUACAGCUCGCUGGAAAGAGAACACGAACACACAAAAGAAAAUAGUAGUUUUCCGUACAAAUCGAGCCCGACCCAGCCCAGAAAAGCAGAAAUCAAAGCGGACCCGAUAGCGUUUGUAAUUACUGUUGAGUUUCUCCGUAGAGUGUUCUCUACAGAACCGAACAUGCAAACCAUCAAGUGCGUGGUCGUAGGCGACGGAGCCGUGGGUAAGACCUGCCUGCUCAUCUCGUACACAACCAACAAAUUCCCCUCGGAAUAUGUGCCGACUGUCUUCGAUAACUAUGCGGUGACGGUGAUGAUUGGCGGCGAGCCCUACACACUGGGCUUGUUCGAUACAGCCGGUCAGGAGGACUACGAUCGGCUGCGUCCACUCUCCUAUCCGCAAACGGACGUCUUCCUUGUCUGCUUCUCGGUGGUCAGCCCCAGUUCCUUCGAGAACGUCAAGGAGAAGUGGGUCCCCGAGAUCACACACCAUUGCCAGAAGACGCCGUUCCUGCUGGUGGGCACACAAAUCGAUUUGCGCGACGAGACCAGCACGUUGGAGAAGCUGGCCAAGAAUAAGCAGAAGCCGAUAACCAUGGAGCAGGGCGAGAAACUGGCCAAGGAGCUGAAGGCAGUCAAGUAUGUGGAGUGCUCGGCCCUGACGCAGAAGGGCCUAAAGAAUGUCUUCGACGAGGCCAUACUGGCCGCACUGGAGCCGCCAGAGCCGACCAAGAAAAGGAAGUGCAAAUUCUUAUAAUUCGGUUUUCCUUUCUCUUCUGUCUGUCUGUCGGUCUACGUGCGUUUUCGUAUCCCUUCCACUCUUGCUUCUUGCUAACGCCUUCUUCCCAGGCUGCCUGAGGGGCAUUCUUCAAUAUAUAUACUGUAUAUUUUAUAUAUCUUUAUAUAUAUAUUGAAUUUUGAUUGUAUUACACUGCACCCACUGCUGCCCUGAAGUUCAAUUCCGUCACUCCUCUCUCUCUAUUUCUAUGUAACUGUCGCCGUGUAUGUCCCCGUUCCGUUCUGGAACCAUAGUCUAUAAUCACCGCAUCCGACUAUAGAUGAGUUUUUAUGAUUUCAUAUGCUUUUUACUUGGGGCAGCCUUCUUCCGCCCCUAAAAACUUCCAGAAACAGAAGACAGAAUUCGAGUCCCUCAAUCAAAUCAAAAUCGACUUCAUUGUCGUUUCUACUCCCAUACUUCUUGUUUUUGGCGCAAUUUUCUUAUUAAGCAAAAAGAAAGGAAACACAACAACAAUAACAAUAUAGCAAAAAAACAAAUUAUUUAUAUAUAUUUCUUUAUAUAUAUACAAGGAUUAAGUGGAAAGUGCGGAAAAGAUAUAGAAGUAUAGAAAACAAACAAAAAAUAAAAUGAGAACUAAGAAGAAGAACCAUGCAAUGUUUUGUUUUGCAUCAUCUGCAAUUAAAUCGCGAUGCGAGUCAGUCCCAAGAGCAACGCGAAGACGUGAGAAUUAAUAAGCAAGAGCGCCAAGAUUAUAUGGAAAUAUUUAUAUGACGAUAAUUGUGGCAGGCAUAGUGGCGGCGAAGGGAGGAGUGGCCGCUAACAAGCUAAUGAAACAAGCGAAGCAUAUUAUGUAAUAAAACUAAGAGUAUUGAAAUAUAUAUAUAUAUAUAUAUAUGAUUAAAACGUAAAUUAAAAGAAGCAAAGCAAGGAAAAUGGAAAACCUAAACAGACACAACUGAAGUCUACAAUCUAUGUAUAUGUAUGUGUAUGUAUAUAAAUAUAUAUAUAUACAUAUAACAUAUAUAUCUAUGCAAAUAUUGUAUAAUCCAUAAAGUAUAUAAACAAAUAGUUCAGAAAACAACAAACAAAAAGAAGCAUAGAUGAAAAACAAAAGGAAAAUACGAACUAAUGCAUUUUUUAAUAUUUUAUAUGUAUACAUUAUCAAUUUUUACAUUUUUU